Molecule: messenger RNA, 378 nt
Organism: Venustampulla echinocandica
Lineage: Eukaryota; Fungi; Ascomycota; Leotiomycetes; Helotiales; Pleuroascaceae
Exons: 2
Coding region: 1-378 (125 amino acids)
Source: RefSeq, a predicted model, not a curated record
AUGUCCAUUACCACAAGCACCAACACCGCCACGACGAACCGGUUAGAGGUCUUAGCUGACUACAACCUUCACCAUUCUGAAGGUCAAUCGUUGUCUGAGCAAUCCACCGUGUCCCACCCUCCGUAUGCAGACGCGUUGCACCAGAAUAACCCGGACUGGUGGCCGACCGAUCACCGGCGAGUUCCAGACUACCGUCCUAUUAAUCGCAACUUGGACAGAAUCCAGCGGCCUGACGGUACAAAUAUGAUAGAAAUGGCUUUCAUAUUCACCAUGUUGAGAGGAGUACAGUUGAAUGCAAGCGUGUCGUACUUGUGGCGAUAUACGGGGGCAUACUUGAAUGGGGGACUUUUCAGAUACGACAUUGGUGGCGAGAAGUAG